AUGGCAGACAGCCCGGACCACGACAUGCUCGUCAUGCAGCUCUUGGAGUUCGUGCCCAAUGCCACUCCCGAGCAGGCCACCCAGUACCUGUCCGCCAACAACUGGGACCUCGACGCCGCCGCCGCCUCGCUCAUGGCCGACGCCGACGAGGCCGACGACGACGCUGAGCAGUCGGCCCCCACAGCGGCUGCUCAGCCCUCGGCAUCCUCGUCCACCGCCGUCCCCCCGGGCUAUACCGGACCGCGUACCCUCGACGGCCGCCCUGCCCCCGGCUACUCCAGCUCCGCCACCCCCGCUGCCUCCUCCUCCUCAUCCGCGUCCAGAAACCCCCAGCCCAAGAAGAGAGGUCUCGCCACCCUGAGCUCGCUCGGCGGAGGAGGCCACGGUCAUGACCACGACGACGACGACAGCGAGGAUGAAGACGACGACCCCCGCGGCACUCGAGACACCUACGCUGGUGGCGAGAAAAGCGGCCUGGCUGUGCAGGACCCAAGCCAGCGGUCCAAUCCGCAGCGCAUCCUGGACGACUUGCUGGCCAAGGCGCGAUCACAAGCACCGCGGCCUGAAGCUGCUUCACCCACGAGCCCAUCCGCCCCGCCGUCGUUCCGCGGCGCCGGCCAGACCCUGGGGGGCGAGGGUGUGGCCAGCCGAACCAUCCCCGAUCCCUCGGGCCCUGCCCCCUCUGCUCCAGCAACCAAUGUCGCAGUCCAGGAGCGCACCUUGCACCUCUGGCGCGACGGCUUCAGUGUCGACGACGGUCCUCUCCGCCGCUUUGACGACCCAGAGAACGCCGACGCCCUGCGCAUGAUUCAGCAAGGUCGUGCCCCCGUCCACCUCAUGAACGUCAGAUACGACGAACCCCUGGAUGUCAAGCUGCAGCAGCACGACGAAAACUACCGCCCCUUGCCCAAGGUCUACAAGCCCUUCGGCGGCGAGGGUCGCAGACUAGGCAGCCCCGUACCUGGGGAUGGGAGCGCCGCAGCCGCCGCCUCUGCUGCUACCGCUGCUGUUUCCUCGUCCUCGCCCGCGCCGCCGCGGACUGCAGCAUCAUCCUCGUCGACGGCCACGCCCAGCGCCUCGACAAAUGUGGACGACUCGCAACCCACCAUCAUGAUUCGCAUCCAAAUGCCCGAUGGCACCCGACUCCCUGCGAGAUUCAAUACGACCCAGACCGUCAGUGACGUCUACCAAUUCAUCACACAGUCCUCGCCCGACCUGCGAGCAGGUGGCUGGGUUUUGGCCACGACCUUCCCCAACAAGGACCACGCUGACAAGUCGCUCGUCCUCGGUGACAUGCCCGAGUUUAAGAAGGGCGGCACUGCCAUGGUGAAGAAGACGUAG
Neoarthrinium moseri is the source of this 1341-nucleotide messenger RNA. RefSeq lists its product as uncharacterized. Gene Ontology annotation, cellular component: cytosol; nucleus. The coding region runs from base 1 to 1341 and encodes 446 amino acids. The record is from RefSeq and is a predicted model, not a curated record. The transcript is spliced from 2 exons. Gene Ontology annotation, biological process: membrane fusion; nuclear membrane reassembly; Golgi organization. Gene Ontology annotation, molecular function: ubiquitin binding. Lineage: Eukaryota; Fungi; Ascomycota; Sordariomycetes; Amphisphaeriales; Apiosporaceae.